UUUGGAGCGUCAUUCUUAUGAUUUACUCACAAACCGGGUGGCGUCUCUUUACAUUUAGUUGUAUCAUCUGUGUUGAGAGGACGAUGCCUUUGAGGACCGGACUUUUUCUCCUGAUGGUGCUGAAUGCAUCUGCUUAUGAACUGGAUCAAAACGAGUCCUAUUCGCCCAGGAGAGCACGCUUUUCUGCCAAUAGCCCUUCAGAUGUGGCACGCUGUCUCAACAGUGCCCUCCAAGUUGGCUGCGGAGCCUUCGCCUGCCUGGAAAACUCAACUUGUGACACAGAUGGCAUGCAUGACAUCUGCAAGUCCUUCCUAUACAGUGCUGCUAAAUUUGACACUCAGGGUAAAGCAUUUGUGAAAGAGAGCCUUAAGUGCAUUGCCAAUGGCAUCACCUCGAAGGCAUUCCCGACCAUCCGCCGCUGCUCCACCUUCCAAAGAAUGAUAUCUGAAGUUCAGGAGGAGUGUUACAGCAAGCUGGAUAUCUGCACUGUGGCCCGAUCUAAUCCAGAUGCUAUUGGAGAAGUGGCACAGCUACCGAGCCACUUUCCUAAUAGGUUUUACGGUAAGCUGCUACAGAGUCUGAUGGACUGUGACGAGGACACGGUGGAUCGUGUCAGGACCAGCAUGGUGUCACGGCUGGGCCCAGAGAUGACCAUGCUUAUUCAGCUGCUGCAGAACAAGCCCUGCCCCUCCACCGCUGUGGCUGCAGCUGCCGCUGCCGCCGUCCCGACUGGAGUGGAGGGCCGUGGGAGCUGGCGCUGGUCCAUGGGUCCCCAUAUGUACAAGAUCCAGCCUAAUCUGCGAAACAGAGACUCAGCCAGUCAUUUUGGCAAAAAACGCUCUGCUGGUGACAGCUCCUAACUUUCUCUCAGAUUCAGAAAAAAAAAAAAAAAAAACAACAAAAACAAACUCCACACACUCCUGAAAACAUCAUGAAAGCUCCUCUAUUCCCUCGGGGUGGUCAAAUCCUUCCUCUGCUAGACUGGAAGUUGCAGAAAUGUGCACCUCGAGGGAAUGCCGGAACGCCCAUAGAAUCGAUAUCAGUUUGAUUGUUGUUAAAUACUAUAUCCUACACUUUAGGCUUGAGAGAACCCCUCUUCCAUCGACUGUUUUCAAAUGUGUCCGCUCAAAGUUAGUGUUGAACACGUGGCUGUUGCGUUUGCAGCACGGCCCUGUUCACUCUUUACAUCCUCCAGCUGAGAUAAAUCCUUGAGAAGUCUUUUGAUGCCAAGCAAAAAGAAAAAG
Messenger RNA from Salarias fasciatus (jewelled blenny), 1244 nucleotides. It is a transcript of the gene stc1, whose product is annotated as stanniocalcin 1. Gene Ontology annotation, biological process: intracellular calcium ion homeostasis. NCBI's taxonomy places the organism in Eukaryota, Metazoa, Chordata, Actinopteri, Blenniiformes, Blenniidae. The record is from RefSeq and is a predicted model, not a curated record. Gene Ontology annotation, molecular function: hormone activity. Bases 18 to 860 code for a protein of 280 amino acids. The transcript has 4 exons. Gene Ontology annotation, cellular component: extracellular region.